AAAGUUAAGGAACAUAAUAGUCUCGUGACGUUUAUCGUCCUGAGGAAGAAAAAGUCUCGCAAAGACUAAUCCCUAAAUCGUGAGAGGAGUGAGAGACUGAGACUUUGUAGUUGACCGGAUCAUUCUUCAUCCUCCUCCACAUCAGUUCGCCGUCCGACGAUCCAUCGCCGUCAGUAUCUGUCUCUCCGGACUGCGAUCUCUCUAUCGUUGUCUUCACCGUGACGAAAUGGCUACUCGUAUCUGGAUAUUCGCCGUCGUUGUAGCUGUAUUCCUAUCUCUUUCUGCAUUUUCAUCAGCUCAGGAUCUCCAGAUCGUAAAUGCCGAGCGAAGGAUUGAUUUAAGUUCACAUAUCGUGAAGGCCUUCUUGACUAUUAAGGUCGAAAAUAUUGGGAAAGAUCCUGCUGCAGAAAUGCUUCUUGCUUUCCCACCUGCCCAGAUCAAGAAUUUAGCUAUGGUCCAAGCCCUGGCAAUUACGGGCAAGAAGAAGAAAAAAACCUAUUUGCCUCUAGAUGUGAAACCAAGUGAACAAACUGAUGCACCGAAUGACACUGGAUACUUCAGUAUUUCAUUUGCUACCCCCUUAGGCCCUGGUGAAACUGUUACACUCGAGGUGCUAUACAUAUUGACUCAUUCCUUAGAACCUUUCCCAUCGGAGAUAACCCAGUCAGAAUCUCAGUUGGUUUACUACCAUGACAGUGCAGUGAUACUCUCACCAUAUCAUAUUAAGCAACAGACGAGUUUUUUCAAGACUCCUAGUACUAGAGUAGAGUCGUUCACUAGUAUCGAACCUGCUAACCGUGCUGGGAAAGAGAUAAAAUAUGGACCGUAUGAGGAUCGUACUCCAUACUCUUACACACCUGUUAUUGUUCACUUUGAGAAUAACAGUCCGUUUGCUGUUGUUGAGGAACUCGUGCGUGAAAUUGAGAUUUCACACUGGGGUAGUCUUCAGAUAACUGAGAAUUACGUGUUGACUCAUGGGGGAGCUCGGCAUAAGGGUGUUUUCUCAAGGGUGGAUUAUCAAUCUAGACGUUCCAUGAGUGGUUCAUCGUCUUUCAAUGCUCUCCUUGCAGUACUGCCUCCCAGAGUUAACUCUGUCUACUACAGGGAUGACAUCGGAAACAUCUCAACUUCACAUUUGCGUACAGGCUUUAAAAAGGUCGUGCUUCCUGAAGGAUCAAAGGACCCUUCUGCUGUUUUGCCCUUUACUGUGAACCAAGACUUGCAGGUCAAAUACUCAUACCUUGACAUCGUGGGAAGAACCGUGGUUGUGUUGCAAAAGGAUAAUGUAGUUCCCACUCACAACGUACCCUUCCAGGUGUACUACACGUUCAAACCAAUAUACAUGCUUGCGGAACCAUUCAUGCUUGUAUCGGCUUUCUUCUUCGUCUUUGUGGCUUCUCUUGCGUAUGUACACAUCGAUCUCAAUAUCGCCAAGAAGUAGAAAUCUCACAGGAAGAAUCCUUCACUUUCAUUUAUAGACUCCUAAAAGAUAUAGACCUCUUAUCAUUUACUCUAAAUUUUUGUAGUUGCGGUUACCUUUUCGUAGUUUGUAUCUUUGGCACUCUUUGUUUCUAAUGAACUUUUUGUGAUAAGAAAAGAAAACACUUAAAAUAGUUAGCCUCCAUUGGUAAUUAGCUGGUUUCAAAAAUGUUGAAGUAGACUUCAAACAACAAGCUCUUUAAUUACAGAAUA
Molecule: messenger RNA, 1692 nt
Organism: Thlaspi arvense
Lineage: Eukaryota; Viridiplantae; Streptophyta; Magnoliopsida; Brassicales; Brassicaceae
Source: the annotation of a GenBank genome assembly